AUGGCAGCCUGCUGCUGCUCCAGGCAGCUGUGUUUACCAACAAAGGGAGGAAGAGGUGGAGGAGAAGGUCAUAGCAUAGUAUACGCUCCACCAUGGAAGUUUCUGUGCUUGACAGCCAGUUGGAGCCUGCAGUAUUUAGCAGCCCUUAUCUCAGUGACGGGGCUUAUUUUUAGCCUGGAUGGUUGCUGAUACAUUGCCGUUUAUGGGGAAUUUUCUGAUUGGUCCAGAGCUGUGAGCGAGAAGUGUUGACGUCUAUCCUCCCUCCAGCUUGGCAUCAUGGGAUCAUCCACACUGGGGAAGGCAGCAUCUCUAGAUGCCCUCUUGAAUGAAUGCAUUCUGCAAUUUGAUGACAAUGGGGAGCAGCAGGCCAGCCUGCUUCCUCGCACCCUGCUGCUGAUGCAUCGCUGGUAUGUGACAUCCUCUGAACUAGCAGGAAAACUACUGAUUAUAUACCGUGACUGCAAAGGUGACAACUGCCAGACAACCAGGCUGAAGAUAUGUUAUUUAAUGAGGUACUGGAUAGUGACAUUCCCUGCCGAGUUUAACCUGGACUUGGGUCUGAUCAGGAUAACAGAAGAGUUCAGACAUGUUGCAGCCCAGCUCGGCUGUGAGGAGCAUUUCAAACUCAUCGACAUCUCCACAAUUCCGUCAUAUGACUGGAUGCGCAAGUUGACCCAGCGGAAGAAGCAGGCCAAGAAAGGCAAAGCAUCACUGCUGUUUGACCACCUGGAGCCAAUGGAGCUAGCUGAGCAUCUCACCUUCCUGGAGUUCAAGUCUAUACGGAGGAUAUCAUUUACUGAUUACCGGAGCUAUGUGAUCCAUGGCUGCCUGGUGGACAACCCAACUCUAGAGCGCUCCAUUGCACUGUUCAAUGGGGUCUCGCAGUGGGUACAGCUGAUGGUGCUUAGCAAGCUAACACCUCAGACCCGAGCAGAGGUCAUCACAAAAUACAUCCAUGUGGCUCAGAAACUGCGGCACCUACAGAACUUCAACACACUGAUGGCAGUGGUGGGUGGACUGAGCCAUAGUUCCAUUUCUCGACUAAAGGAGACUCACUCAUAUCUUACUGCAGAAGUUGUAAAGAUCUGGAGUGAGAUGACAGAGCUGGUCUCUUCCAACAACAACUACUCGUGCUACCGGAAGGCUUUCAAUGAGUGCCAGGGAUUUAAGAUCCCCAUACUGGGUGUGCACCUCAAGGACCUGAUCGCAGUGCAUGUGGUUUUUCCUGACUGGGCUGGUGACAACAAUGAAGUGAACCUUGUGAAAAUGCAUCAGCUUUACAUGACCUUCAAUGACUUGGUGUCACUGCAGAGUGCAGUGACCCAACUGGAACCAAACAUGGAUCUCAUCUACCUACUAACGCUUUCUCUAGACCUUUAUUACACAGAAGAUGAGAUUUAUGAGCUGUCCUUGCUAAGGGAACCACGUAACCCCAAAUCCUUGCCUACCUCUCCUACUACUCCUAACAAGCCCCUGGCACCUCUCGACUGGGCCUCUGGUGUCUCCCCCAAACCAGACCCCUCUGUGGUCAAUAAACACAUUAGGAAGGUGGUACAUUCUGUGUUCAGGAAUUAUGACCAUGACCACGAUGGCUAUAUUUCUCAGGAAGACUUUGAGAGCAUUGCUGCUAACUUCCCGUUCCUAGACUCCUUCUGCGUUUUGGAUAAAGAUCAAGAUGGGUUGAUCAGUAAGGAUGAAAUGAUAGCGUAUUUCCUUCGAGCUAACCCAUUGCUCCAGUGUAAGAUGGGGCCAGGAUUCAUCCACAACUUCCAGGAGAUGACAUACCUGAAGCCCACCUUCUGUGAACAUUGUGCAGGAUUUCUCUGGGGGAUCAUCAAACAGGGCUACAAGUGCAAAGACUGCGGUGUAAACUGUCACAAACAAUGUCGGGAGCUGCUGGUUCUGGCAUGCAGGAAACUGAUUCGUUCCGGCUCUCUAGGCAGUGUUUCUCCAUCCAGACUGACCCACAGCUCACUGCCCAGCAGCCCCGCACUGCCCAUCUGUAAAGAUGAGGACAAGGUGUUUAAGUAUCCAGUGGUCACAUCGGUAGAUCCAGCUCUGGAAACUCAGUCCAUCACCCUUAUGACCGGCUCAGCCCAGAGGAUAUCUGUGCGCCUGCAGAGGGCAACCACCAGCCAGGCCACCCAGACUGAGCCCCUGUGGGGCUGGGGGGACACAGACAGCGGUUCCCACACCUUCCCCAAAAUGAAAUACAGGACUCACAGGAAAUCAUCUAAAAAUAAAGGUUUUGCUCGCUGGGAAAACCAGAAUGACCGGCAUCACCUGCCUGUUUCCUCCCGAUGCAGUGUGGACUUGCAGGAGAAGCCAGCCAUUACUGGAGAACGCCUGCAGAAUGGGGUUACACACAGAGGGAAGAACAGCUGACUUGACCAUGGUGGCAAGGGCCACUGCUGGGGGUCCAGAAGACCCCUGGCAGCUAGGUCAUGGAGGCUCUUCUCACUGGAAGAGGUGCUGGGCUGCCUGAGGCCCCCCGUCAGUGAGGCGGAGUUAUCAUGUUGUCUCUAGAUUUGAUGACGGACAGAGAUACACGCACCUGUUAUCCGGGGAGAGGAGCUCAGUGCAUAACUGACCAACGUCUGCUUCCAUUCACAUGAGAUGAUUCCUCUGCCCUGGGAUUGCUGAAGAAAAACUUAAGUUCUGUUGAGUUGAAUGUCGUCACUUCAUUGGGCAAAAGUGCAGAAUGGGCCAGUUGCUUUAAACCUUGAAACCCAGCUUGGGUACAACAUGAGUGAGUAAAGGCCAGGCGCAGAAAAGCUCUCCUGCUGGAUGAAUCUUAUGGACACAUGAUCAGAUGUAGUAUGCUGUCUGUGGGAGGGUGGAAAGAUAUUUGUACUGUGCAUAUAAAGGGAAAGUCAGAGUUACUGUCAAGGGAAUCCGACCCCACAGACAUGUAGAACACUGAAGAUGGACAACUCCAACACCUUUGGAUUAUUUUUUAACAAUUUGUCUUAAUAUGCAUCUGUGUUUUUGAAAAAACAAAACAAAAAAACAACAGAAAAUAACAACAACUACUUAUUCCUACAGCGUCUGCAUCUGAUCACUACAUUGCGUUUCACUCUACGUUUAUCUUGAAUCACCCAUUGAUGAGCUUCACAAACAUGUUAUCUUAGGAAAAGUAGCAGUGCCAAUUAUAUUAGCUACAGCUAGCAUUAGCUGUUAUACAGCUGCAUAGAGUAGGGAAUAAAAGAUGUUCUGUAGUGUUCACUGUGGGAGCGGAGCAGAAUCAGUCAGUGUUGGGUGUAGUGGAUAGACUUCUUCAGCUCUUCUGCCACUCAGUAUCCUUGGUAGGGAUGUGGAGGUGGUGGAAGAGUAGUAAUACAUGGGAGU
Messenger RNA from Mugil cephalus (flathead mullet), 3348 nucleotides. It is a transcript of the gene rasgrp3, whose product is annotated as RAS guanyl releasing protein 3 (calcium and DAG-regulated). The record is from RefSeq and is a predicted model, not a curated record. Lineage: Eukaryota; Metazoa; Chordata; Actinopteri; Mugiliformes; Mugilidae. The transcript is spliced from 17 exons. Gene Ontology annotation, molecular function: calcium ion binding; guanyl-nucleotide exchange factor activity. Bases 277 to 2385 code for a protein of 702 amino acids. Gene Ontology annotation, cellular component: plasma membrane. Gene Ontology annotation, biological process: positive regulation of GTPase activity; Ras protein signal transduction.